UUGUUUGCAGCCUUUCGUUGUGCACUUUUCUUAACGCUAAGCAUAAUGAUGCCACAAUGAAGUUCCCAGCAAGCCGCUAGUAAGAAAAACUCAUUGGCUUUCGGUAUGCUACAUAACAACAGAGAAACAGUCGCAAACUUGAAGCAAUUAUAGAAGGUCAGGAUGACUUGGUUCACAUCACUGGACCGCACGAGAGAUAACGCUGGACGGGCCGAGGAAGGACGAUAAGCGCGCGGUUUUUCGCCCUACUCCACGCGGCGCCACUGAUCCACGCUCUAUCGACGGUUGCAGAGAUGUCAACAAAAUGCCCUGCCGUGCCAUGGAGCUUUCACAUUAUCUUCCUUGCCCUCGUCAGUUUCUCCACCGUGACGGCCGCAUAUGACAUCAGAGGCCGGAAAGAUGUCACAUCGACGAACGUCCAUGACUCACCUCCAGUUGUUGUGUCAUCAGCUACAUGGUUAGAUGGAAGUCUAAACAAACCAGGAGAUGUGCACAAGGAGAAAAACUUUAUUGACAACAUCGCUGAACUUGGAACAAGUAAAAAAGUGAAGAGAAGCGACAAUGGUGUUAAGGUGUCUAGGCCCUUUAUUGUUCAGUAUAACAACAAACAGGUGAUGAGUCUACCUGGAGAUUCACCCACUGACGCGUUAUUUGAUUUUAUAAUCAACACGGUGAACGCGGAGAUAGUGAAAAAGAAACUCAGCCAAAUAAAGAUACCCGAUAUCCACGAGAAAUUCCACAAAAGGGUUGGCCAUUCGACCAUUAAGGGAUCAUUCGUGGCACAGAAAGGCUGGUUCAAAUCUCUGUCGUCUCUACAUCGCACACAAGGGAUCUCUGUUUCGAAACGUGGUAGCGUUCUAGCUGUAACUGCUGAGAUUCAGUUGAGAGAGAUGCUGCUCGGUUAUGACGAGUAUAAAGCCAAAUCUGUGGGUCCAAAAGGACGCGUCACUGGCGAAAUUGACCACAAUGCUAUCGAGGUAAAGCUGACUGCAGACCUCACUGGGUCACGUUGCAAACUAGUAUUGGCGGGUCUCCGAUUUAAGAAGUUAAGUAAUCCUAAAAUUCAAGUGACUGGAUUCGGAAAGAAUGGCUGGAUAUUCGCAAAAGCAGUUAUUUCAGUAACUGACACGUUUAAAGGAAAAGUUAUACCUAGUGUAGAGAAGGCACUGUCCGAUAACUUUCAGGCGGUUCUUGGACGAACAAGCUGUUACGUAGAAUGAUUAUGUGAGAAGCUUUCAUAGAAUUGAAAAGCAAUAUUUGAAUAUAUGCAGCUUUCCUGAAAUUACAGUUUCUCAUUUAUUUUUAUAACUUUAUAUCAGUACUACAAGAGUUAUCACUAAAAAUUAUUGUACAAUUGCUGAAAAUAUAUAUUUUUUUAAUUCUAGUUUUCAUAUGAAUCCAGGUUUCUAGUUAACUAGUGUAACUUCAAGAAUGAUAAACUAUGAAAACAAAAAGCUUGCGAUGCAUGAAUCUUGCAUACGAUGAGUAACUGAUUUUCAUAGUAUUGAUUGGUACCUCUGAAUAUUUCAGUUAGUAAAAUAUGCAUAUUUUGUUUAAAGAUGUUUUACUUUAUUCAUGAUCUCAACACAACAGAUCGCAGUAAAUGCAGUUGUCGCAGAGCCAUAAGUAACAUCGUACAUUAAGUAAACGUAGAUAAUCGAUCUUUGUUUGUUUCCAAUAAAUGUACAAACCAAAUAAAAAUAUGUUGACAGAAAGA
Molecule: messenger RNA, 1717 nt
Organism: Schistocerca gregaria
Lineage: Eukaryota; Metazoa; Arthropoda; Insecta; Orthoptera; Acrididae
Exons: 2
Coding region: 294-1220 (308 amino acids)
Source: RefSeq, a predicted model, not a curated record